Messenger RNA from Fusarium subglutinans, 1761 nucleotides. Its product is annotated as pathway-specific regulatory. The record is from RefSeq and is a predicted model, not a curated record. The transcript has 3 exons. Gene Ontology annotation, biological process: regulation of DNA-templated transcription; DNA-templated transcription. Bases 1 to 1761 code for a protein of 586 amino acids. Gene Ontology annotation, molecular function: zinc ion binding; DNA-binding transcription factor activity, RNA polymerase II-specific; DNA binding. NCBI's taxonomy places the organism in Eukaryota, Fungi, Ascomycota, Sordariomycetes, Hypocreales, Nectriaceae.
AUGCCCAAAACAAGGCGCGAGCGACGAGAAUCCCCGCCCCGCCCAAAGAAAACCGCCCGAUUGACAUGCAAAAACUGUCGUGCCCGCAAAGUCCGAUGCGAUGGAGGCCAGCCUGUCUGCGGUAUCUGUACAGCGUACAAUGAGACUUGUCAAUAUGAUCGACCACCGCCCAUGACGCAGAUUCGCGCUAUGGCGGAUAAGAUCGCUCAGCUUGAACAGACGAUCAAAGACCUUCAGAACAACGGAAACAGUAUUGCUCCCUCACGAACUAUCGCUACAGUUCCAGCAGAAGACACGAGAGUAUCGGCGCUUACAGAACCACUUCCGACUAUUGAGGUUGCGGAUGGUACUCUGGAUACCGCUCGUGCUUACUACGAUACCACGUCAGCAGUUCAUGAUCCCCGAGAUACGCCAUCACAAGCGACAACAGGUCAAAUCACCGUCGCACACAGCCCUGAGACUCGACAGCCUCUACCCAUGGAAACCCCCGAGUUGAGGUUCUGGGAGGAUCAAGCCGUGGAGAGCGCAGCAGUUUAUCUCAGCAUUCCUCAGGAUAUGAUCCGACGUCUUUUUGCCACGCAUUGGACCUGGGUACACGCCAACUUUAUGUUUGUCCCAAGAGCUUUAUUUCUCCGUGACGCUGCAGUCAGUGGAAAGCUCUUCUCUCCGUUUCUAUUGAGUGUGUUAUGCCUGCAUUCAACGCGCUUCAGGGAGCGGCAUUUAACAGAGCAACUGCUUGCCAGGGCAAAGUUGGAGUUCAGCCAUGAGAUACACAAAGAAGGCUCUAUACCACUAGUCCAAGCACUGCUGCAGUUUAGCGCUCGCGAAAUUGGUCGAGGAUCCGUAUCACAAGCUUGGCUGUACGGUGGGAUGGCAUUUCGAGUUGCUAUCGAUAUCGGUCUCUUCUCGCUAUCACCUGGGAAGUGUGAGGAUAUUGUAUGGAUGCAACUCGGGCGUCAUCUCGCAUGGUCUUGCUUUUUCUGGGACAAAACAUUGAGUCUGUACCUUGGAAGAGCACCGUCAUUACCUGAGCCACCGAAAUGGGACCCUGCUUUACCAGAGGAGCCAGAAAAUGAGUUAUGGCCGCCUUAUCCCAUCCCCGACGAUGAAGCUCUCCAGAGUUAUCAGCCGAGACCAUCACAUUUGUUACUGUGUUUUGCAUAUACUUGCAAGAUCAGCCUUAUCAUCAAUGAUAUUCUUUUUACCCAGCAAAUGCUAUACCAUACCACCAUAAUCCUACUUCACCGACCAUUUCUCAAUAACCCAGCUUGCUGGAAAACAUGUCGAGAAGCCUGUCAAGCCGUAGAGCAACUUCUCCAGCUCCUCGAUAACACCUUUGGCUUCCAGCGUUUCACAUAUAUCAUGGCUUACUGCACCUACACCGCAGCCACAGUCGUCGUGCAGGACAUGAAAAACGGCAGGCCUGAUACUACCCAGCGAUUCAAGAUGUUUAUGAGGGCUCUGAACGCCAUCACGGUCAGCUGCCCUGGGAUACAGCGCAGCAUAGAUAUUUUGACAAGGGGACUUGGUGCGGUGUCAGUGGAGCAAGAAACCCCGGCUUUUCCGGGGCAAGCCCCACAGAUACCGGCUUUCCCAUAUACGGAUUUUGGUUACAUCUUUGCUGAAGGGGUGGAUGAAACGAGUCAUGACACGACUACAAGUUCGAAUCCGUUCUUCAAUCUUGAUUCUUUUCCACAGUUGUGGUUUGAUGAGUUCUCAGAUAACAUAUUUGACGACAAUCAAGUUCAGAUUUCAAUGUAG